AUGUUUGCAAGACAGAAAAUCGAAACCGCCGCCAGAUUUGGCGUUAAAAUGGGUGGCAUUAGACUUGCAUCAUCAGCCAACUUUGCGAACAAAGUGACUGGUUUCGUCAACUGUGCCACCUACUGGACCAAGGUCACUGGAGAGGUUGCUAAACAGGUUUAUACGAAGGAAGGAUUUGCCCCACCAAAAUCCGCUGAAUUCAAGCAAUUGUACGAUAAUACUGUUGAACAGAGCCUUUCGUUCGUGAAAAGUCCAAAGUCGUACACGGUUUCUGUGGUCAGAGCAGCGCAGAACUUCUCGUCCAAUGACUUUUUCAGAUACUCGUGCUACUUGAUUCAGAUUCUCGGUUGCUUUGCUCUCGGAGAGAUCAUUGGCAGAAGAAACUUUGUCGGCUAUCCAAAGUACGGUCCUAAGACGAACUAG
Brettanomyces nanus is the source of this 423-nucleotide messenger RNA. RefSeq lists its product as uncharacterized. Gene Ontology annotation, molecular function: proton transmembrane transporter activity. NCBI's taxonomy places the organism in Eukaryota, Fungi, Ascomycota, Pichiomycetes, Pichiales, Pichiaceae. The transcript has a single exon. The record is from RefSeq and is a predicted model, not a curated record. Gene Ontology annotation, biological process: proton motive force-driven ATP synthesis. Bases 1 to 423 code for a protein of 140 amino acids.